Molecule: messenger RNA, 4881 nt
Organism: Cladocopium goreaui
Lineage: Eukaryota; Dinophyceae; Suessiales; Symbiodiniaceae
Source: the annotation of a GenBank genome assembly
AUGAGCGACUUUGAGGUGACCGUCGAACUUCAGCAUGUUUUUGGCUCGCUGUGCGGCUCACCACUUCGCGAGCCUGCGCUCUUUGCAGAUAGCACUGGGCAGCAAGUGGCCUUUGCCGUAGGGCGCCAGCUGGCUAUACGCCAUGUCGAAAACAAUGAGACCAGUUUCCUGGGCACGAGUGAGAAAGUGGAACUCAUCACUGCUUGCUGUGCCUCGAGGGAUCGUGCCUUCUUGGCUUUGGCAGAAAAGUGCACCAGUGAAGCACGGAUCUCCAUCUACGAUUUGAGGUCUGGUAAUUCAGGUCCCAUGAAGAGCCUGAAGCCACUGGGCACGGCCGGUGGGCGAUUGCUGUCACUGGCCUUCUCUGCUCCGGUUGAAGGGGCUGGGCCGCGGUACCUCAUGGCGUCCACAAGCGGUGCUGAAGCGACCCUGGUUCUGAUGAACUGGGAUGCCGAGAAGAUCAUAUGCAAAUGCAAGUUGCCUGGCGGUGUGGACCGCCUCAGCUUCCCAUCCCAACCAGAGAAUUUGCAGGUCACAGCUUCUGGGCCCAACAUGUUGCGGCUGAUGCAGAUUCGGCAUGCCAAGGGAGAAGUAUCCUUGAGGGUUCUGCCAGCUUUCAGCAACUUGCCGGAGAAGAAGAUCUUGGAUCAUAGCUGGCUGGAGGGCAGUCGUUUGGUGGUCAUCCAGGAGUCUCAUAUUCACAUCAUCAGUGCCGAGGAGCUCCAGGUGGUCAGGACCAUUGAGGCACCAUUUGGUGAAGCAGACCUGGAUGAAGUGACUCCGCUUUGUGUCCGUGCAUUCACUGGUGGUUUCAUCUUGGGUGGCGCCCUGGGCUACGUGGCCGUGUGGGAAUCCGAUGACGGGGGAGAAGGUGAGUCCAUGAAGAGCGUUGAGGAGGAGUAUCGGCUCUCCACUGCAGCAAAGGUUCGUCCAGAAGGAGACGCUGUUUGCGCACUGGACAUCACUGUGGGUGAAGAGCAGUUGCUCCUGGGCUUUGGAAAUUCGGACAUUGGCAUCAUCGCAAUGGCAUCCUUGUACAGCACAGAGGAGCCUGCAUCGUGUCAUGCAAUGAUGGGAAACCACGCAGCUGCUAUCACGGCCAUGGACAUGGCGGUGCAUCGUCCUUUGAUUGUUACAGCCUGCAAGGGUGAUGGGACCGUGCGAGUCUGGAACUUCACAGCCCGGACGUGUGAGAUCCGCGCCAACUUCGGUGAGGAUUCACCUUGUGCUGUCGCCAUUCAUCCCUUUGGCUACUAUGCAGCGGUGGGCUUUGGAGAUCGCAUUCGCCUGUAUCAUGUCUUGGUGAAGGAUUUGAAGCUCCACAGCGAGAUUCCGCUGCGCGCAGUGCACCAGCUGAAGUUUAGCUUUGGAGGACACCUGCUGGCAGCCAUCCAGGGGAAGCUCAUCCAUAUCUUCAGCGUCAGAACCUUGACCAAGGUGACCACUCUGCAGGGACACACUCGAGAUGUGCUCAGCAUCAGCUUCGACCCUGAGGACCAUACACUCUGGAGCGUUGGUGAUGAAGGCAAGCUCAUUGUAUGGAAUCUCACUACCUUUGAGCAACAUCCCGCGCGAACGGAGCCUACAGCGAAAUGGUGCGCCAUCAGCAGCAUCGCGCAGGACCAAGCUACUUGCAGUGUGAUGCGGAAUGGCAAGCAACUGCUACAACGCUUCUCUCAGUAUGCGCUUGAGUUUGAGACGGAGCUCCAUUGCGCCCAAAUCACGCGACUAACUCACUUUCCUGGCAGCAGUGCAGUAUUGGCUGGCACAGACAAAGGGUCUUUGCAGGUCUACAUGUCCCUCCCCAACGGCAGUCAGCCCAAGAGCUAUGAGUUGCCUUUGCACGGUCUUUCCUGCACUGGCCUUUGUGUCUCAGUGGAUGGCCGCUCCCUUGUCACCGUUGGCGAGGACUGGGUUUCGCUCGCAGGGAAUUCCUUGAUAGGCAAAUCGCAUCGUGAGCCGGAGUGCAAGGUGGAGAUGCAGCGAAACUGCGUGCUCGCCAUGCUACCGGUGGCCUUGCAUGUCACUGACAUGGACAAAUUCUCACCAGAGGCACAAAGCAUUUUGGCCUCCAAGGAGGAGAUCCUGAAGCUGGAACGCCGUUGUGCAACUUUGAUGAGCGAGUGCCGGGGCAUGAAGGACCGCUUGGAACGCGAAGCUUCUCUCCAUGAAGAGCAGUGUGCAGCCAAAGUGGCGCAAGCUCGACAGAAAGACCAAGCUGAAAUCCAGGAGCUGCAGAGACGGUAUGGUGCCCUUGAAGAAGCAUGCUCAGCCAAAGAGCGCGAGAGCCAACGACUGAUGAAGGCCAUGGAGAACCGGCACAACGAGGCGACGGAUCAGCUUUCGAAGCUCUACCAGCGCAAACUGAGCCACGAGUCAGACCGCUUACUGGAUUUGCAGAUCCAGAAAGAGAAGUUGCAAGAGCAGAUGCUGAAGGAGCGGGAAGAGCAUGAAGAGCAGCUGAAACAAGCUGCUGCUGCUGCCAAAGAAGAAGAAAAGAGAUUGCUGGUGGAGCGAGAUCUUGAGAUCAAGAAACACCAGGACCUCUUGGCCUUUGUGCAGCAUCGCUUUGAAGUGGUGAGAGAAGACACUGCUGAGGAGCACGACCAGGAGGUCAUGCGCUUGAAACACACUGGCUGGGAGGCUCUGGAGGAGCAGAAGCAGGUGGAGGUGGACUUGCGAAAAGAGCAAGAAUAUCUUCUCCGAGGCUGGAUGGAACAUGAUGGAACACAAUGGAACAAGAGCAUCAAGGCAGCAUCUGCAGCAGCAUCUGUGGGCUUAGCCCCCGACUUGAAAAAGCGAGUCGAGAUCAUGGCUGAACAUGUGGCCAAGAAUGGACAGGACUUCGAGAACACCGUGAGAGGCAAAAAUUCCAACAAUCCACAGUUCCAGUUUCUUGCUGGUGGCGAAGGCUCUGAGUAUUACCAGGCGCUACUAGCCGCUCACCGUGGCUCCACUGUGGGUACCGUGGCAGUCACUGAUACCAUGGACCUCUCGGAGUUGAUGAAGAGAUGGCCCACCCCGGAGAUCAUGCCCUUGAGCCCGGAACAUGACAGGCAGCUGACGGAGAUCUUGAACUCGUUGGAACGAAACUCUUCAAGGGAAGCCAUUGCUCAUGGGAGGGCUUGGGUUGAGGCACGUGUUGACCUGGCCCCAGCUAUUGCAAGUAAUAUGAUGAAGCGUGUGGUGUUUCUCUCCAGCAGCUUGCACCGGCUUCAUGUGUUGUACUUGCUGCACGACAUUUUCAUCCAUGAAGCACAGCGGUUGGAUACUUUGAGACCUUUGACUUCUGCCUUCAAGCCCUGUCUCGUAUGGAUGGUGAGGCCGACUUACCAAAUUGCACAGUCCGUGAUGCCUGAGAGUGAGGGCUGUGCGAAGAUUCGGAAGCUUUUGACCUUGUGGGUAGAGAAAAAUGUUCUCUCCAGUCAGGAAGCCGACGAGAUUUCAGCGCUGAUGGUUGCAAAUGACUUGCCGUCUCCGCCCCAACCAGGCAGAUUGCUACAGCAGGUUGGAGUUCAGAUGGGCAUGACAGCGUCACAGAUGACGCACGGCUCCCACGGCCUGGUAGGCAGCAUCCUUGGUGCCCUGAAUCCUGGUGUGCCACCGGUCCCAGGGCAACCUGUCCCACCAAACUCAGGUGUGGCUGUGCCAGUCAUGGCAACACCCGGAAACACCGAGGUUCCAGCACCAUGCCAGGCAUUGGUGCCCAGGCUUCCCGGCCAAACACCAGGUGUACCAGGUGCUCUUCCGCUACCAACUCCCAGCGAAAAUCCGGAGUCUGUGCCCGUGGGUGUCAUGUCAUCCAUGCUAAAACAGGUCUCCAGGCGAGGCAAGGACUUGCACGCAGCGUUUGUGCCCUACCGACCACUGGAUCCAUUGUACACGCCGCAGGUGCUGCCACCAUUGCCGCCACCGAACUCUCGCUUAGUGGAGCGACUGGCACAAUUCUAUCGGAUAGUGGGUGAUGCUGCAAAACCUGAGCGACAGGAGCGAAGUCUCGAAAUGCAAGAGAAGGACAGAGAGGCCGUUGAAGAGAAGCAGCAGGAAGCUGCCUCCACGCUGAAGGGCUUGAGGGAGCAAGCAGAGGAGUUGAAACGCACCUUGCAGAGCCUUCAAGGUGAACGCGACGAUCGCGCUGCCACCCUGGCAGAAAAGGAGCGGCGCAUCGAAGGCUACAAGUCCAAGGCCUGGAAAGCUGCGCUUAAGCUGGAGGAUGCCAGAGGCAUCCCGAGGAUCUUUCGUGCGCAGGAACGAACGCUGAAGAAGUUCAAGAUCCUUUUGGAUAAGAAACUGGCAGAGGUGGUGGAGUCUGUGCAACCCAAAGACUCGCUGAUUCAAAAGCUGAAUCAGGAUCUUUCAGAUUUGGAGUCCGAGUUCGAGCGGCAGCUGACCGAGCAACGUGUCUUAGAGGAGAAGAUCGACUCGCGGCGACAGCACGCUGCCAUCCUCACACAGGAAGCCAAGGGGUUUGCGGAUCGCUUGGCGGAGCUGGACACGCACAUCUACAAAUUUAGGAGUGAUGUGCACACCUUGGUGACCCAGACAGACUUGCAGGAAUGGCCGAAGGAGAUCCGGCGGCUGUACCACACCCACGUCUGCGAAGAUGUCCAGGGAAAUCAGCGCCUGCCGCUGGAGGAGAUGAUGAGGCAAAUGAGAGUAGUGGAGAGGCGAGUGACCAGCCUCGCAGCGAAAAGCAAUCAGAUCAGAGCCAUGGGAAAGAUGGACAUGCAACGAAAGGCCAACGAGAAUGCCACUUUGGUCCAUGAGCUCAACCAGUUGAGAAUGCUCAAGUGCUCCUUGGUCAGAGAGGUGAAGGCGUUGACGACGAAGCUGAACGCCUUGGAAAAUGGCACAGAAGGGGAGGACCAGACGGGCGGUUAA